This is a messenger RNA of Pelobates cultripes (western spadefoot toad), 18595 nucleotides long. Lineage: Eukaryota; Metazoa; Chordata; Amphibia; Anura; Pelobatidae. The record is from the annotation of a GenBank genome assembly.
CGGGGAGCCACCUGGAUCUGCAGACAGACUGAGGUUAGAGGGGCAGGGGGCGCUGGGGACAUGGAUUGGGGGACGGGAGGCUACAAACUUUGUAAAUAAGUUACGUUUAGGGGGCGGAGACACAGUAACCCGGAAAUACCCCACCACAACCAGCCCAUGUGCCCCCUAGAAACCUCCUCUGGCUGGCACGUGGUGUCUCCCUUUAUACUGUAUCAGGUGAUUGUAUAAAGAGCUCUCUGUAUAGUGAGUGUACCCUGUAUAAGGAGCUCUCUGUAUAGUGAGUGUACCCUGUAUAAAGAGCUCUCUGUAUAGUGAGUGUAUCCUGUAUAAGGAGUUCUCUGUAUAGUGAGUGUAUCCUGUAUAAGGAGCUCUCUGUAUAGUGAGUGUACCCUGUAUAAGGAGCUCUCUGUAUAGUGUGAGUGUAUCCUGUAUAAAGAGCUCUCUGUAUAGUGUGAGUGUAUCCUGUAUAAAGAGCUCUCUGUAUAGUGAGUGUAUCCUGUAUAAAGAGCUCUCUGUAUAGUGUGAGUGUAUCCUGUAUAAAGAGCUCUCUGUAUAGUGUGAGUGUAUCCUGUAUAAAGAGCUCUCUGUAUAGUGAGUGUAUCCUGUAUAAAGAGCUCUCUGUAUAGUGUGAGUGUAUCCUGUAUAAAGAGCUCUCUGUAUAGUGUGAGUGUAUCCUGUAUAAAGAGCUCUCUGUAUAGUGAGUGUAUCCUGUAUAAAGAGCUCUCUGUAUAGUGUGAGUGUAUCCUGUAUAAAGAGCUCUCUGUAUAGUGUGAGUGUAUCCUGUAUAAAGAGCUCUCUGUAUAGUGAGUGUAUCCUGUAUAAAGAGCUCUCUGUAUAGUGUGAGUGUAUCCUGUAUAAAGAGCUCUCUGUAUAGUGUGAGUGUAUCCUGUAUAAAGAGCUCUCUGUAUAGUGAGUGUACCCUGUAUAAAGAGCUUUCUGUAUAGUGUGAGUGUAUCCUGUAUAAAGAGCUCUCUGUAUAGUGAGUGUAUCCUGUAUAAAGAGCUCUCUGUAUAGUGAGUGUACCCUGUAUAAAGAGCUUUCUGUAUAGUGUGAGUGUAUCCUGUAUAAAGAGCUUUCUGUAUAGUGUGAGUGUACCCUGUAUAAAGAUCACUCCUCCCUCCCAUAUAUCUGAAUCAAUGUUACAAUGUUAUUUUGUAGUGCAAAUUGUGAUUACAUUAUUUCUAUGUAUCUUCAUUAAAAAGCUUACAAUCUUAUAUUAAAAAAAGUACUGUGUCCAUGUUGCAAAAAUUUAAGUCUCUCUAGAUCUCCCCGUGCACACAUUGCAGCCACAGACAUUCCUUUGUACUCCAUAUAUUAUUAACAUGUCCUCCUGUACCCCACACAUUGCAGGUUUAGACCCCUCAUACCCCUCACAUUGCAGGUUUAGACCUCUGGAACCCCUCACAUUGCAGGUUUAGACCCCUUGUACCCCACAUAUUGCAGGUUUAGACCUCUGGAACCCCACACAUUGCAGGUUUAGACCCCUCGUACCCCUCACAUUUCAGGUUUAGACCCCUUGUACCCCUCACAUUGCAUAUUUAGACCCUUUGUAUCCCACACAUUGCAGGUUUAGCCCCCUUGUAUCCCACACUGCUGGUUUAGACCUCUGGAGCCCCUCACAUUGCAGGUUUAGACCCCUUGUACCCCACACAUUGCAGGUUUAGACCUCUGGAGUCCCUCUCAUUGCAGGUUCAGACCUCUGGAGCCCCUCACAUUGCAGGUUUAGACCCCUGGAACCCCUCACAUUGCAGGUUUAGACCUCUGGAGCCCCUUAUAUUGCAGGUUUAGAUCCCUGGAGCCACACAUUCUAGGUUUACGCCCUUCGUACCCCACACAUUGUAGCCACAUACACCCUCACCCCCAUAUAUUGCCAGCUCAGCACACCCAGCCUGUCAGUUCAGAGAUAAAGCUCAGAGGAGACAGAAGGCACUCUGUCAUCCUGAUAGUAGAAUGUCCCAGCUCGAUCCUCUGAACCCUGGAGCCAGUGAAACCCCCUGCAAGCAUGGACUCCCUGGUAAGAUUCCCUCGCUUCCAUGAAAAUAAUCUAUGUGGCAUCAUAGUCACUCACCUGGCAUAACACACUGAUAGCAUCUUUCCUGGCACAACAUUAUACAAUGAUAGCAUGGAUGUUGUGGGGGGUUGGAUGGACAGUGUGCUGGGUUUGUGUGGUACGUGAGAUGGAGAGUGUGGUGGGUUUGUAUGGAAUAUUAGAUGGAGAGUGUGCUGGGUUUGUGUGGUGCGUUGGAUGGAGAGUGCGGUGGGUUUGUGUCAUGCAUUGGAUGGAGAGUGUGCUGGGUUUGUGUGGUACGUGAGAUGGAUUGAGUGGUGGGUUUGUGUGGUGCGUUGGAUGGAGAGUGUGGUGGGUUUGUGUGGUACAUUAGAUGGAGAGUGUGCUGGGUUUGUGUGGUACGUGAGAUGGAGAGUGUGCUGGGUUUGUGUGGUGCUUUGUAUGGAGUGUGGAGGGUUUGUGUGGUAUGUUGGAUGGAGAGUGUGGUGGGUUUGUGUGGUGCGUUGGAUGGAGAGUGUGGUGGGUAUGUGUGGUACGUUGGAUGUAGAGUGUGGUGAGUUUGUGUGGUGCAUUGGAUGGAAAGUGCUGGGUUUGUGUGGUACGUUACAUGGAUAGUAUGGUGGGUUGGAUAACAGCAUGGUGCGUCUGGGUGGUACGUUGGAUGGACAGUGUGGUGGGUUUGGGCGGUGCAUUGGAUGGACAGUGUGGUGGGUCUGGGCAACUUGUUUGGCGGUGCAUGGGAAGGAUCAAGUUGUGCGUAUUGAUUAGGUAUUGGCACGUGUGCAGCAUGUUUCCAGAAUCGAUAUAAAGUUCUUAGGAUAUAACUUUAUUAUCCAUCCUAAUGUUUUGUCCUAAACACCUUAUUCAUUGCAAUAUCUGUUGUUUUAUAAUGUUACUUUUCAGUAGUGUUUAUAUUUCAUUCUUCUUUCAUUUUUUCAGAUAUGGUGGAGUCUGACAUGGAGAAGCCCCUGCUGGGGGUAGGUAAUGCUAAACAUGCUUCAUCGUAUGACUUGUCGUGUGGAGACACUGUUGGCAUUCUGGGUACCGGUGACUUUUCUCGAUCUCUGGCAAUUCGAUUAUUGCACUCAGGGUUCAAAGUGGUGAUUGGAAGCCGGAAUCCAAGACGCAGCUCAGGGCUUUUUCCGGAGGAGGUGGAGGUGGUAUUGCAGGAGGAGGCAGUAAAGAGGGUCGAGCUGCUGUUUGUUGCCAUGUUCAGAGACCAUUAUUCCACUCUAAGCAAGUUCUCAGAGGAGCUGUCCGGCAAGGUUCUAGUGGACGUCAGUAAUAAUCUGGAGACGAACCUUCACAGACAAUCCAAUGCAGAGUAUCUGGCAUCUCUUUUCCCAAAAUGUCAUGUGGUAAAGGGAUUCAAUGUAGUGUCAGCCUGGGCCUUGCAGUCUGGACCCAAGGAUGGUAAUAAGCAGGUAAAGCAUUCACAUAUGAUAAAGCAAUAAAAUAUUGGGUGCAAAGUCAUAAAUAACGACAAGUGCAGUGUCUUCUCCUCUCUAUGGGGUGUUUGUCAAUGCAUUGAACAGAUGGUGUGGUCAGUCUGGGUGAUUUGAUGUGUCUGCCGGUGCGAUGGUCGGAUGGUGCGGUCAGUCUGGGUGAUUUGAUGUGUCUGCCGGUGCGAUGGUCGGAUGGUGCGGUCAGUCUGGGUGAUUUGAUGUGUCUGCCGGUGCGAUGGUUGGAUGGUGCGGUCAGUCUUGGUGAUUUGAUAUGUCUGCCGGUGCGAUGGUCAGAUGGUGCGGUCAAUCUGGGUGAUUUGAUUUCUCUGUUGGUGCAUUGGUUGGAUGGUGCGGUCAGUGUGGGUGAUUUGAAGUGUCUGUCGGUGUGAUGGUUGGAUGGUGUGGUCAGUCUAGGUGAUUUGAUGUGUCUAUUGGUGCGGUCAAUCUGGGUGAUUUAAUUUCUCUGUUGGUUGGAUAUUGCGGUCAAUCUGGGUAAUUUGAUUUCUCUGUUGGUUGGAUGGUGCGGUUAGUCUGGGUGAUUUGAUGUGACUGUUGGUGUGAUGGUUGGAUGGUGCAGUCAGUCUGGGUGAUUUUGAUUUGUCUGUUUCAAUUUCUUUGAAUCAAACCAGUUUUAUAAAAUGUACAUAGAAAAUAUAGGCUAAAUAAAAAAUGUGUUAAUAAAUGUUUGCUACACUUACUACCAGAUGCUGCAGUAAAUCCUGCCGUCAUGAAGGUACUGAUCUAAGUUUUCGAUUUCAGGUUUUGAUCUGCUCCAACAGUCCAGAAGCUAAAAACCACGUGGUGUCCAUUGCUCGCCGGAUGGGAUUUAUUCCGGUGGACAUGGGAGCUUUGUGCUCUGCUGGUGAGAUUGAGAAUAUUCCUCUCCGUCUUCUGCCAUUGUGGAAGAUUCCUGUCAUCCUCACUAUAUGCCUUUUCACAUUCUUCUAUUGUUACAAUUUUGUGCGUGGAGUCCUGCACCCGUACCUCGUGGAAAACAAGAAUGAAUUCUACAAGAUGCCAGUCAAGGUAGUGAACACCUCCAUCCCGUGUGUCUCCUAUGUCCUCCUGUCGUUGGUUUACCUGCCAGGAAUCUUGGCAGCAUUUUACCAGCUGCACUAUGGCACCAAGUACCGUCGUUUCCCUGACUGGUUGGAUGAGUGGCUUCGGCUCAGAAAGCAGAUCGGACUGGCAUCCUUCUACUGUGCUUCUUUACAUGCUGUGUACAGCCUGUGUCUUCCAAUGCGCAGGUCAGCGAGGUUCCAGAUCCUCAACGAUGCCGUGAAGCAGGUGAGAACCAACAUGAAAUAAUCCUACUACAAACACAGAGUUUGGCCCUUAGCAGGCACCAUCAUACAGGGGGAGCAUUUAUACAUUUGUUGCUACUGAAAAGUGGGACAAAGCUCUAAAAGUAAAAAAAAAAAAAAAAGACCAUAGAAACCAAUAGAAUGUUCCACCUGGUUUUAUUUUUGGAUGAUUAGAACUUUUCUCCUCCUUUCUGUUGGUGAAUUGUUAUAUUGAGGGUGGGAAGCCAUCAAAGUAUUAUUGUCUGACAUUGCACAGAAAUUGCUAACCUGCGUCUAUGUAGGUAAGACACCCCGCCAUGACACAGGUGGGAUCAUGGGCCUCUAGACGCCCCUCAACUCUCCUGUAAUUGAUAGAUAAAAAUGUGAUAAGUGAGGCACUCAGGUGACCUAGUGUAAGAGCUUCUACAAGACCAGUGUGAGUCCUUCCAAACACUACACGCUAAACAGAGAUUACAGUGAUUAUAUAAAAAGAAAAUGUACCCUUAAACCCCUAUCAGAUGAGGGCAUUCCAAAUUCUACUUAAAGAAAAUACUACAAUAUAGUGUAAUACUGCCUGCCACUCACAUAAUAUUGAGCCUUACCUGGAUCAGUUCGAAUCACUGUGGCCGGUGUGUUCUAUGGUGACACUGAGCCUCCUCACUCCUUGGAUUACUGAGAGGAGAUACAACCUGUAGUGCAGCUUCUAUAGGGGUAAAAUUAGUGGCUCACCGUUCAUAGAGCCCCCCAGACAUGGCUCUAGGCCACCACCCUGCUUUAAUAUGGAUCACAGCCGACAAGAGGGACCCAGUACUCCAAAAUAUAAAGAAAAAUAAAUAAAUAUAAAGUGCAGUAAAGAUAUAGAGAUCUGGGGGAAAGUCCAAGGAUUUCCAUAUCUCUACUUACUAUUUAUUUGUAUUUUUAGUCCUGCGGCUCCAAUGUUACACGCAGUGUACACUAUAAUGGAAUAAUCUCACCUGGUAGAGAAGUAAGAGUGCAUUAUAAUUUUUAAAUACCAGCCCUCCAUUAAUUAACCACUGUUGGUUGUAGUCACUCACCACCCACUUGCUGUAUCUGUUUCUCCUGAAAAUCAUCCCUCGAGGAUUCCGGAUUCUAUGAGAUCUGAAAGAAGUAGAAGGUAUGCGCCACUUGCCCACCCGUUCUAUGUAGCGAUAAAAUAUAACAGAAUACAAACCUCGUAGACAGUCAUUCAUGGUGACCCGGAGUGCUGUAACUGUGAACAUAAGCACUGGCAGAAUUGGUUCUUAAACCUCAUACAUGGUACAUUUAAAGUUUUUACAUUUUAAGAAAUGAAAAAAUUGUGCAGUAAAGUCUUAGCCUCGUGUGGCACCCAAGAGUUCCUGGUAAUGUCUAAGGACACACAAUCGGUGCAUUCGUAGCCACAGGGUUAUAACUGGAGGAUUCUGUUAGACACUCCCAAGUCCAGAGAGGUAAAUCAGGUGAACAAACAUAUGUCUAACCCCAGGUGGGUGUGCCUAUAGGUGGAUUAUUCUUAGCCCACUCGAGGUAGGUGUCCCGAUAGGUAGAUCAUUCCUAGCUCACUCAAGGUAGGUCUCCCGAUAGGUAGAUCAUUCCUAGCUCACUCAAGGUAGGUGUCCCAAUAGGUAGAUCAUUCCUAGCUCACUCGGGGUAGGUGUCCCGAUAGGUAGAUCAUUCCUAGCUCACUCGAGGUAGGUGUCUUGGUAGGUAGAUCAUUCCUAGCUCACUCAAGGUAGGUGUCCCGAUAGGUAGAUCAUUCCUAGCUCACUCAAGGUAGGUGUCCCGAUAGGUAGAUCAUUCCUAGCUCACUCGAGGUAGGUGUCCCGAUAGGUAGAUCAUUCCUAGCUCACUCGAGGUAGGUGUCUUGGUAGGUAGAUCAUUCCUAGCUCACUCGAGGUAGGUGUCCCGAUCGGUAGAUCAUUCCUAGCUCACUCAAGGUAGGUGUCUUGGUAGGUAGAUCAUUCCUAGCUCACUCGAGGUAGGUGUCCGAUAGGUAGAUCAUUCCUAGCUCACUCGAGGUAGGUGUCCCGAUAGGUAGAUCAUUCCUAGCUCACUCGAGGUAGAUGUCCCGAUAGGUAGGUCAUUCCUAGCUCACUCGAGGUAGGUGUCUUGGAAGGUAGAUCAUUCCUAGCUCACUCGAGGUAGGUGUCCCGAUAGGUAGAUCAUUCCUAGCUCACUCAAGGUAGGUGUCCCGAUAGGUAGAUCAUUCCUAGCUCACUCGAGGUAGGUGUCCCGAUAGGUAGAUCAUUCCUAGCUCACUCGAGGUUGGUGUCCCGAUAGGUAAAUCAUUCCUAGCUCACUCGAGGUAGGUGUCUUGGUAGGUAGAUCAUUCCUAGCUCACUCGAGGUAGGUGUCCCGAUAGGUAGAUCAUUCCUAGCUCAGUCGAGGUAGGUGUCUUGGUAGGUAGAUCAUUCCUAGCUCACUCGAGGUAGGUGUCCCGAUAGGUAGAUCAUUCCUAGCUCACUCGAGUUAGGUGUCUUGGUAGGUAGAUCAUUCCUAGCUCACUUGAGGUAGGUGUCUUGGUAGGUAGAUCAUUCCUAGCUCACUCGAGGUAGGUUUCCCGAUAGGUAGAUCAUUCCUAGCUCAUUUGCGGUAGGUGUCCCGAUAAGUAGAUCAUUCCUAGCUCAUUCGAGGUAGGUGUCCCGAUAGGUAGAUCAUUCCUAGCUCACUCGAGGUAGGUGUCCCGAUAGGUAGAUCAUUCCUAGCUCACUCGAGGUAGGUGUCCCGAUAGGUAGAUCAUUCCUAGCUCAUUCGAGGUAGGUGUAGCGGAGGAGCAGGGGUUAAUCCAAUAGCUCUCCGCUGGGAACAAAGAUUCAGCAUACAAAAUCACAGGAACACAGCAUAAUCCACCUCCCCAAGGACUAGACGACACAUAGUCUGGGAGUCAACUGUCAGCUUUAAUCACAGGUCUGCUUUUAUGCAUUUCUCCCAUGCAAGGGAGGUAACUUUCAUAAUUUGUACAGUAACCAAUUGUAACCCGGUCACCUCCCCUCACUCUCCUCCCCUUAGAUUAGCACUUAAACCACUUAGUGGGGACAGAGUUUUCCCCACUUUCUGGAUGUCCCCUAAAUACAUGGGGUACAGGGACAAAUAAGGGGUCCCUAGGUAGGUCUGAUCUGGGUGAGCAACAUACUUGAAAUUCACCCAGAUCGGACCAGGGGUUCGGGAGUUACAGCCUGUUAAAGUUUUGACCGACCGCAGGGACUCAGUAGCCGAAAACAGUUCCAUGCAUUCUGGCCCUGCGGUCGGUCUAUUUCAAUGAACCACAAAUACUGAACGGUUAGCCAUCCAUACGAUUGCUACCAUUCGUAUGAUUCCCCUCGUUUAGGGGAAUCUAUCUACGGAACGCCGGGGCGAUCGUGUGUUAGCUUUGUAUUGUCGGAGCACGCUGGAGGUCUUAGCGGUGCUUGGUUAGUCGAAUGCUCGGUUUGAGUUCCAGGCGUUCGACAACCAAGUACCGCUGUUCGUGCGUAAGAUGGCAGCCGCCACGUGUUCGGUAGGCGAAAUGGCGGCCACACAUACUGGUACUUAAUUCCCUUCGCAACAAUGUAUCAUUCUGUUAAUGGGAAACACACGACCACCCCGGGGUGGUCGUCCGUUCGGUAGUUUCAUACAUUCGAAUAAACACAUUACAAUACUAUUAAAAUCCAUUUGUGUGGUUAUUCCCUUGGUGAAUUGCACCUAUUCACACAGAAUAGUUAGUCCAAGUGGCAGGGUUUGCCACAAUGCUCCCCCAGAACCAAGCCGGCAUACACAGUCUGAUCCCAACGGAUCGGCUUGGGGAUGUCCGGGAGAGUGCUCACAGAUCAUUUUUCCAGUUCUGUCUGUCGGGACAACCCGUCGGCAUUACCAUUUUGUACUGGAUGGUGAAAUCAAAGGGCUGCAGCGCCAAGCUCCAUCUCAACAGUCUAGCAUUGUCCCGACACCUGGUUUAGCCACACCAACGGGUUGUGAUCUGUGAGCACGGCAAAUUGUUGUCCAUAUAAGUAGGGCUGGAGUUUCUUGAGGGCCCACACUACCGCCAGGCAUUCCUUCUCGAUGGCGGCAUAGCUUACUUCUCUGGGUAGGAGUUUCCGACUUAAGUAAGCGAUGGGAUGUUCGCCGCCAUUGGCCCCGACCUGGCUCAGCACUGCUCCCAAUCCAAACAUAGAAGCGUCUGUAUGAACGAGAAAGCGUUUAGUUGGAUCGGGAGCGGCAAGUACAGGUGCAUGAAUUAGGGCAGUUUUCAGUUCUUGGAAUGCCUUCUCACACUCUGGGCUCCAGGUCACUACUUUGGGCAGGUUCUUCUUUGCUAGGGCGCUAUAACUGGGUACAAAUUUACGGUAAUAACCGGCGGUCCCUAAGAAAGCUAAAAGCUGGGUUUUCGUGCGAGGGGUCGGCCACUUAGCUACGGCCUAUAUGAGUUAAAUGUUCGUCCCAGGAGUUACUAAAGAUCGCUAUAUCGUCUAAAUAGGCGCAAGCGUACUCCUGGGACCCGUCCAGUAGCCGAUCUACCAUCCGCUGAAAGGUAGCCGGCGCAUUCUUCAUCCCGAAUGGCAUUACCUUAAAUUGGUAUAGCCCAAACGGAGUGACGAAGGCGGACUUUGGGAUGGCAUCUUCGGCUAGUAGGAUCUGCCAGUAUCCUUUGCACAAGUCUAUUGUGGUGAGAUACUGGCCCCGGGCCAUUUUAUCUAGGAGCUCAUCGAUUCUAGGCAUAGGGUAGGCAUCAGAGAUUGUUUCAUCGUUAAGUUUCCGGUAGUCAACGCAGAAGCGGGUGGUUCCGUCCCGCUUCGGCACCAGUACUACCGGAGAGGCCCAUGGGCUAUCUGAGUGUUCUAUCACUCCUAGCUGUAGCAUUUCGUCAUUCUCCUUCCGCAUAUGAUCUUUCACAGAUUCGGGUAUGCGGUAGGGGGUUUGCCGAAGAGGGUGUUGCCCUGGGGUUUCUACUCUGUGGGUAGCCAGGGGGGUAUAUCCGGGCUGGUUGGAAAAUGUAUCCCCUUUCUCUCGGAUUAGCUCUAGUAUUUGAGCUCGCUCUCUAGUACUCAGCCUGUCUCCUAGCUGUACUUCCCCUAAUUCUGUGUCAGGCCCCCCCUUUUCUAAUAGGUCCGGUAGCGGUAAGUUGUCUGGGUCCUCGGCAACCGAAGCACAUAUGGCAGUUACUUCCUCUGUCCGCUCGUGAUACGGCUUCAACAUGUUAACGUGGAGCAUGCGCCUACCGCCCGCUCCCGUACAUGGGGCAAUUAUAUAAAUGGUGUCACAUACCUGUUCCACCACUUUAUAAGGUCCCUGCCAUGAGGCCUGCAGUUUGUCAUUUUGGACCGGCUUCAAGAUUAGCACCUUUUGCCCUAUUUGAAAACUGCAGUCCCUGGCUCCCCUAUCGUACCAUCUGCGCUGUCGUUGCUGGGCCGCCUGGAGAUUAGACCGUACCAUCUGGAUUAGGGUCUCCAAGCGCUCCGUGAACUCUAGCACAUAUGGGACGAUAGGGGUACCGUUACAGGUGACAGUCCCUUCCCAGUGCUCCCUAAUGAGGUCCAAGGGACCCCGCACUCUCCUUCCGAAUAGUAAUUCGAAGGGCGAGAACCCUGUGGACUCCUGGGGUACCUCUCGGUAAGCGAAGAGCAGAUGGGGGAGAAACCUCUCCCAGUCCUUCUGGGUAUCCAUGAACGUACAGAGCAUUUGCUUUAAUGUUCGGUUGAAACGUUCACAGAGCCCAUUGGACUGAGGGUGAUACGCUGAGUUUACAAUAGGUUUCACCCCACAUGUUCUCCAUAACUGGUGAGUGACUUCAGCCGUGAAUUGGGUACCCCGAUCUGAGAUAAUCUCCUUAGGAAACCCCAUUCUGGAGAAUAUCCGGAUCAGGGCAUCCACUAUAGUUUCGGCAUGGAUAUUAGUUAGGGCCACUGCCUCUGGGUACCGGGUAGCAUAAUCUACUACUGUUAAGAUGUACUUUUUCCCGGACGGACUGGGUUUUGCUAGGGGUCCAAUUAUAUCAACAGCUACCCUACUAAAGGGCUCCUCUAUUAUGGGAAGGGAGUGCAUUUUUGCCUUGUAUCGGUCUCCUCUCUUCCCUACCCUCUGGCACGUAUCGCAAGUUUGGCAAUAUUGCCGGAUAUCUUUGGACACCCCUGGCCAAAAGAAGUUUUGGGUCAAACAGUGUUUUGUCCUACUGAUGCCUAGGUGUCCUGACAAAGGGAUGUCGUGGGCAAUAUGCAAUAAUGCCUGUCUGUACUUUUUGGGUACUACUAAUUGCGUGAGGGUCAUGGGUACAGAUCCUGCUACUACCUUCUCGGCGUGUCGGUAUAGUAAUCCUUUCUCCCAAGCAUAUCUCUCCCCCUCCAACCCCGCCUGAUUCUGCGUAACCUUAUCCCGGUAUACCUGCAAAGACGGGUCGGUGACUACUUCAGUACCAAAUUCUAAGGGGGGAGCCCAGGGGACAAAAGGGGGUGUAGGACUGUUGCUUACCUGAGCCUCAUUGUGUUCAGAAGAUGUGGUAGUGCGAGCCUGCUGCCGUGUUACAACGGGUAGUGCUUCCUGCGUGGGGUGCUGAGAAACAAAAGCGGAGGUCAGCUCCCCCAAGUCGUUGCCCAGGAUGACAUCAGCGGGUAGAUCCUGCAUGAGGCCCACUUCCACAUUCCCUGACCCCGCUCCCCAAUCCAAAUGUACCUUGGCAGUAGGAAUUUUGUAAAUAGCUCCCCCUGCCACCCGAACGGCCACAUAUUCUCCAGUGAGCUGGUUCUUGGGAACUAAGUGAUUGCGCACCAGAGUUAUGGUGGCCCCAGAGUCGCGCAGACCCUGGAGGCGCUUUCCCUCUACGUGCACCCCUUGGCAGUGUCCCUGCCGGUUGUCUGCAGCCGCUUGUAUUGGGUUGGCCUCAUGGAGGGUGCCCAAAGGUUCUUCAUUGGACCCGGCCCAGAGGUGAGGUUGUCGGGGCUCACUCUGGUAGCAGUGUACCGCUGCCCGGUUUGCAGGGGAAUUGGUUGGGGUAUUCCAUGUGGGGCGGUGUUUGUUCCUGGGACAGUCUCUCUGUAUGUGGCCCUGCUGGUUACACGUGUGGCACCUGAUGAACGAUCGGGCAUUGUUGUACCGGGGAGGGGUUUGGUAGUUCCCACCACCCGGACGCAGUGAUGGGGUGGGGAUAACAGUGGGAGGUGUGGUAGCAGCGCCCGAGGUGGGCUGUGACUGUGCCCACUGUGCCCUUCUGGCAUCUUGGUAUUCGUCUGCCAACCUGGCUGCGUCGGUUAAGGUGCGUGGUUUCCGGUCUCGUAGCCAGUUUUGUAAAUCCGGGGUUAAUCCCUGGAAGAAUUGCUCUAGCAGCAGUAACUGGAGCAUAUCCUCCACUGUGGUUGCUUACGCUGCUUGUACCCAUCCUUUGCCCGCCCUAGUUAAGCGGUGUGCCCACUCCAUGUGGGUGUCUCUCUCCGUCUUUCGGCUUUCUCUGAACCGCUGUCGGUACGCUUCUGGGGUGAUGGCAUACCUGGUCAGGAUCGCCUGCCUUACUUUCUGGUAAUCCCUGCUGUCCUCGUCUGGCAUGGUGCGGUAGGCUUCUGCUGCCCGGCCCGCUAACUUGCCCAACAGCAGGGGUACCUGGUCAGCAGCGUCAAUCUCGUGUAGCUGGCAUAACUUCUCGAAGUCAUGCAGGUAGCCAUCAAUGUCCUUGGUUUCCACAUAACUUUUAAAAGCAUGGUAUGGAAUUUUAGGCUUUCCUUGUACUAUGCGUGGUGAGGUUGGAGACCCUUCUCUGGACCUCCGGUCUGCCUGCUGUUUUGCCAUGAUGUAUUGGUGAACAUCUGCCAUAAUCCUUUCCAAGGUGUCUAUGGGAGGUGUAUCUGGGAAAAAGGCCAGUCUGCUUUGGAGUUCUCUUCCAAACUCAUUCUGUGUGUUGUCCAUAAGAGGUGCUGCAGCAGCUGCCCGGUCUCCCUCCAUGAGUUCAGCAAUAAGGGUAGCUUUGGCUUUAUUGCUGGCAAUAAUUCCCCUUGCUUCCAAUAGCUCUUUUAGCGUGGCCCGUUUCAAGCUGGUAUAAUCUGUCCCCAUUCACUAUCCGUUCGGGUAUAUUCACAUACCCUUUCCCUUCGGUUCCAUACGAAUAGCAAAUUUCCACGAAUGGCUGUAACUGCUGAACAACGGUUUGCUGUGAGGUUUGAAUCCCACCUCUGCCACCAAUUGUAACGGAGGAGCAGGGGUUAAUCCAAGGACUCUCCGCUGGGAACAAAGAUUCAGCAUACAAAAUCACAGGAACACAGCAUAAUCCACCUCCCCAAGGACUAGACGACACAUAGUCUGGGAGUCAACUGAUAGCUUUAAUCACAGGUCUGCUUUUAUGCAUUUCUCCCAUGCAAGGGAGGUAACUUUCAUAAUUUGUACAGUAACCAAUUGUAACCCGGUCACCUCCCCUCACUCUCCUCCCCUUAGAUUAGCACUUAAACCACUUAGUGGGGACAGAGUUUUCCCCACUUUCUGGAUGUCCAUUAAAUACAUGGGGUACAGGGACAAAUAAGGUGUCCCCAGGUAGGUCUGAUCUGGGUGAGCAACAUACUUGAAAUUCACCCAGAUCGGACCAGGGGUUCGGGAGUUACAGCCUGUUAAAGUUUUGACUGACCGCAGGGACUCAGUAGCCGAAAACAGUUCCAUGCAUUCUGGCCCUGCGGUCGUUCUAUUUCAAUGAACCACAAAUACUGAACGGUUAGCCAUCCAUACGAUUGCUAGCAUUCGUAUGAUUCCCCUCGUUUAGGGGAAUCUAUCUACGGAACGCCGGGGCGUUCGUGUGUUAGCUUCGUAUUGUCGGAGCACGCUGGAGGUCUUAGCGGUGCUUGGUUAGUCGAAUGCCCGGUUUGGGUUCCAGGCGUUCAACAACCAAGUUAGUGCGUAAAAUGGCCGCCGCCACGUGUUCGGUAGGCGAAAUGGCGGCCACACAUACAGGUACUUAAUUCCCUUCGCAACAAUGUAUCAUUCUGUUAAUGGGAAACACACGACCACCCCGGGGUGGUCGUCCGUUCGGUAGUUUCAUACAUUCGAAUAAACACAUUACAAUACUAUUAAAAUCCAUUCGUGUGGUUAUUCCCUUGGUGAAUUACACCUAUUCACACAGAAUAGUUAGUCCAAGUGGCAGGGUUUGCCACAGUAGGUGUCCCGAUAAGUAGAUCAUUCCUAGCUCACUCGAGGUAGGUGUCCCGAUAAGUAGAUCAUUCCUAGCUCACUUGAGGUAGGUGUCCCGAUAAGUAGAUCAUUCCUAGCUCACUCGAGGCAGGUGUCCCGAUAGGUAGAUCAUUCCUAGCUCACUCGAGGUAGGUGUCCCGAUAGGUAGAUCAUUCCUAGCUCACUCGAGGUAGGUGUCCCGAUAGGUAGAUCAUUCCUAGCUCACUCGAGGUAGGUGUCCCGAUAGGUAGAUCAUUCCUAGCUCACUCGAGGUAGGUGUCCCGAUAGGUAGAUCAUUCCUAGCUCACUCGAGGUAGGUGUCCCGAUAGCUAGAUCAUUCCUAGCUCACUCGAGGUAGGUGUCCCGAUAGGUAGAUCAUUCCUAGCUCACUUGAGGUAGGUGUCCUGAUAGGUAGAUCAUUCCUAGCUCACUCGAGGUAGGUGUCCGAUAGGUAGAUCAUUCCUAGCUCACUUGAGGUAGGUGUCCUGAUAGGUAGAUCAUUCCUAGCUCACUCGAGGUAGGUGUCCCGAUAGGUAGAUCAUUCCUAGCUCACUUGAGGUAGGUGUCCUGAUAGGUAGAUCAUUCCUAGCUCACCCUUUUCUAAAUGAUCCCAGUGGAUACUCUGUAGUGACUUUGUGCUUUGCUUUCUUGGUUCGGUGCAGGUGAAGCUAAAUGUAUCCAGUUCUUGGCAGGAAGAGGAGGUUUGGCGGAUGGAGAUUUAUGUUUCUCUUGGGAUUAUGGCACUUUGCGCCCUCUCACUACUCGCUAUUACCUCCUUACCGUCCAUAGGGAACUCUCUGAACUGGAGAGAAUUCCGCUUUAUACAGGUAAGUGUGUUCAUCUGUUACUGCUCCACAACAGCCACGCAAUUCCUCACUAGUGGACCAUAAUAUGGAAUUACAAGCUAAAUAUACACUGUAUACACCCCGCACUUACUGUAAUGUAACCUGUAAAGUGCUGAGUACACCUGUUAGCGCUAUAUAAAUAUAAUAUACAUACACUGUAUACACCCCGCACUUACUGUAGCCCCCCCCACUGUAAUGUAACCUGUAAAGUGCUGAGUACACCUGUUAGUGCUAUAUAAAUAAAAUAUACAUACACUGUAUACCUACUGUUCCUCCCUCUACUGUAAUGUAACCUAUAAAGUGCUGAGUACACCUGUUAGCGCUAUAUAAAUAUAAUAUACAUACACUGUAUACCUACUGCACUUACUGUACCUCCCUCUACUGUAAUGUAACCUGUAAAGUGCUGAGUACACCUGUUAGCACUAUAUAAAUAAAAUAUACAUACACUGUAUACCUACUGCACUUACUGUACCUCCCUCUACUGUAAUGUAACCUGUAAAGUGCUGAGUACACCUGUUAGCGCUAUAUAAAUAAAAUAUACAUACACUGUAUACCUACUGCACUUACUGUACCUCCCUCUACUGUAAUGUAACCUGUAAAGUGCUGAGUACACCUGUUAGCGCUAUAUAAAUACAAUAUACAUACACUGUAUACCUACUGCACUUACUGUACCUCCCUCUACUGUAAUGUAACCUGUAAAGUGCUGAGUACACCUGUUAGCGCUAUAUAAAUAAAAUAUACAUACACUGUAUACCUACUGCACUUACUGUACCUCCCUCUACUGUAAUGUAACCUGUAAAGUGCUGAGUGCACCCGUUAGCGCUAUAUAAAUAAAAUAUACAUACACUGUAUACCUACCCCUUCCCCUGGUUUAGAAACAUAGAAUGUGACGGCAGAUAAGAACCAUUCGGCUCAUCUAGUCUGCCCAAUUUUCUAAAUACUUUCAUUAGUCCCUGGCCUUAUCUUAUAGUUAAGAUAGCCUUAUGCCUAUCCCACGCAUGCUUAAACUCCUUUACUGUGUUAACCUCUACCACUUCAGCUGGAAGGCUAUUCCAUGCUUCCACUACCCUCUCAGUAAAGUAAUACUUCCUGAUAUUAUUUUUAAACCUUUGUCCCUCUAAUUUAAGACUAUGUCCUCUUGUUGUGGUAGUUUUUCUUCUUUUAAAUAUAGUCUCCUCCUUUACUGUGUUGAUUCCCCUAUCAUAUCCCCCCUGUCUUGUCUUUCCUCCAAGCUAUACAUGUUAAGAUCCUUUAACCUUUCCUGGUAAAUUUCAAAUGAAUUGAUUAAUAUCUGUUUAGGAAAAGUUGGAUAUGCUCCCCCUGUCUUGUCUUUCCUCCAAGCUAUACAUGUUAAGAUCCUUUAACCUUUCCUGGUAAAUUUCAAAUGAAUUGAUUAAUAUCUGUUUAGGAAAAGUUGGAUAUGGGGCUGCUCUGCACAAUUAACACCUCUGUUUUACCAAUAUCUCUGAUGGCCAUCCUGUCAUGUCAGUCCGAGUUGGACAAGGCUGACCGUGGUAAUGUGGGAGUGCAGCUGAAAUCUUGGCGAGCUGAAUGUAAGAUAACGUGAUGUUGCUGAGAUUUCAUUUUAUUCUUUGAAUAAAGGACUUACUCAAAGCUCCCCCAAUUAAUUUAUUUUCUUAUGUCUGCGAGAAGUCCGACGCGGUGAGUGGAGUCUGCUUAAAUCCUGUCUGUGUGAAUCACUAAGGGACCUGGAUCCAAUUGCUCUAUGAAAACUAUUUUUUAUCAGAGAAAGUUUUCGGUUAAUGAAGAUGUUGUUCAUUGUACAAUGUAAGUGGUUUGUGUUUAAGCUUUAAAUCUUUUUUUUUCUUUUCUUUUCUUUGCAGUCUAAGCUGGGAUUUGUAGCCCUGAUAAUCGCCACCCUGCACACGCUCACAUUCGGCUGGAAACGAGCGUUUGAUCGGACUCAUUACAAGUUUUACCUGCCUCCAACGUAUACCCUGACUCUCCUACUACCGUUCAUAAUCAUAUUGGCCAAACUUGUCCUCUUCCUGCCGUGUGUUAAUCUGAGCCUAAUGCGGAUCCGGAGGGGGUGGGAGAAGGGACAGUGCGUAACAUUUUCACACGUGCAGGAAUUAAGCGAAACGUCAAGCAAUGUUUAGCUAACCUGCCUGGAGAUUGGGAAUGAACCCAUCUCUGGGGUAUUGGAGUCUGAACGUGGCUGCCCCCCUCCCCAGCAUAGAUCCAUUGUCAUCUGUGUCACCGUUACUGUGGGAUAUCAUAUAUAUCACUCCGUGAACCCCCAUUGAGUUACAUCCACCGAUCCAAUAUGUAAUCUGUAAAUAGGUUUAAUCUUCAACGCUGGGCUUUAUCUGCGGUGCCACGGUUAACUAUAUCUGGGGUAAGGGAGCUUUGGGUGAAACGCUUCAUUAAACUGAAUAAGGGGAGUGUCGUUUAUCUUCCAAUGCCCAGUUGGUGGCUGCUUGUGGCCGAUGUCUGCUGAAAUUCAGCCCAGGAUCAUAAUUCUAACUAAACUAAACGUUUAGUGCCCCUCCUGCCCCUUUCAUCUAUGUAGCUGAAAAGUAAAAAUCGUUCUAGCAGAUUAUAAAUUAUAUAAUAUAACUUUGUAUAUCUCCUCCUCCCAGCUGGGGGAUGUAUCCCUCGCCAGGUUACUGCCCUUUAUAACCCCAAAAUGAUUUCAACUCAGCACGCAUUGCAGUGCAUGCUGGGAACGCAGAAACACAGGAAAUGCUUUUACACAAAUCUAUUUGCAAAAAUCAACACAGGUUGGCUGAUUGUAAUUUUUGACUGGUCCCCCCAAUGAAGUGCAUAGUAUUAGCCUGUCGCCCCAUUCUACAGUCCAAGUGUUAAGAUUUUAAGAUAACAUUAAAAUACCUUUUGCAAAAUGCCUUAAUUAUUGUUCCCCGUGUGAAAGGCGUCUCAGCUGGGACAGGCAUUGUUCACAUAAUAAACCCAAAUCACUUGUGGGCCUGUUCCUACUGACAGCAUGGGGGCUCGUGUCAAUGUAUAUCUUAUUGUAGUAUAUUGAUAUAUUAUUAUUUUUUUUUUUUUCUGGCCGAGCAGCCACGUUGGUUCUGAUUCAGCCUUGUUGCUGUUGUGCUUGCUGUGUGUGAACCUGCAGUGGCAGUGAAUUUGGGCUGAGCAGAAUCGGAACUGUUACGGUACCUCCAGUAAUAAAUGUACAAACCGCCGUUUAGCGAAUGCUCCCCGUUCGCAAUAAUGUGGUCUGGUAGCGUGUACAGUAUAACCAUGCGAACCGCCAGCUAGGGAACACUCCAAACUCCCGAACGGUACCUGUACGGCUCUUUCCCUUCACGAUCUCCAAAUACACGAACUGCCAAUAUUAGCCGAACGCCAAUAUCUUCCAAGCGGCAAAUAAUUCCAAUAAGCAGUCUCUAGGCGCCAGUAAUAAAAUCCCCCCAGUAACGAGACCAAGCUCCGCUUUGAGGGUAAAACACGAACUGAUUUAGUGUGGGCUACCUGCCCGGUAUUUAUGCAGGUCUCCCACUUCGUGGACACUCCCCUAGGGGACCAAAUAGGAGACUGGAAUAACAGAAGGACAUGGGGACAUUUCAGACAUACAUCCCCACAAUAUUCCCAGCAUGCAUCACAGUUCCCUCCCCUCUGCUCGGGAGAUAAUUGGGAAGUAAUUCAAUUAUCUCCACGAGCAGAGGCAAAUCGCCAUUUUAACUCAAAGUUAUAAAACACAUUAAAAUACAUAACUUUCUAAUUGCCGAACAUAUUGUAUUCGUGUAACACAUCCCCAGAUAGCCUGGAUCUGAGUGCAUAUUAUUGGCGAAUAGCGCUCAGAUCCCAUUCGCAUAGUUCAAUCGCCAUGGAGUCAAAGUCUAUUACAGUUCUUCGGUAUGCGAUUGACUCCAUGGGAAGGCUAUCUGGGUUAAGUCCAUUCGUGUUGUUGAAUCUCCC